GCUCGUUCACUAUGGAUGACGACCUAAGACGCAUCUCCGACGAUCGUAACAAACCACGUGACACAAACUUUGGCCUGUUCGUGAGAAAGCUGAGACAGGUGUUGCGGACUGCCUAUCGGAUCGUGUCGUCCUCCGUGGGUCUGCUGCUGCUGCUGAUCGCCUACUCCUUCCUCGGCGCCUACAUGAUCCGGGCUGUCGAGUCGCCACAUGAACUAGCCGAACAGACGAUGCUCCAAGAAAAGAGGUCGAACAUAGUCUCCAGUCUAGGGAAUCUGUCUGCUCUAUAUGUGAAGGGUGACAUUAACCAGACGACCCUGGAGGCGAUGGUGCAGGCGUUGCUGAUUGGCUACGAGGAGGAGCUGGGAGUGAAGUCACAGACUAAAUGGACCUUUUGGGGAUCUUUGUUUUUUUGCGGUACAAUUUACACUACAAUAGGAUAUGGCCACAUAGCGCCCUCUACGACUGCUGGUCGGGUGGUGACGAUGGUGUACGCAACAUUCGGGAUCCCCCUCGCUCUGAUUGUGUUGGCCGAUCUAGGCAGACAGCUGAUGGUCGCCAUCAAGUUCCUAUGGUCCUUUGUUAGGCGCUUCUACUUGACUGGCUACUGCAAGCGUCUUAGCAAACGAAAACCUCACACAGUCAGGAGGAGAACGAAAGAGGCGGACAGUGACGAGGAAGUGGAAGAACAUCAGCUGAACAAAACCAACAGUGGUGAUCUUGGAAAGAGAAAGGCAGCUACAGGUCCACCGUUAGCUGACGUAGAAACAUACUUAGAAACAGACACAGAAGCAGACGUGGACGCAUGCGCAGACACAGUGAUUGAGAAAGAGCGGGAGGACGACUCUUCCUUCAGUUUGCCAUUCGUCGUUGCGAUCGCGAUAGUGGUCGUGUACAUCAUCCUAGGAUCAUUCAUGUACUUGUUGUGGGAAGACAACUGGGAUUUUCUGCGGUCUUUCUAUUUCAUCUUCAUUUCCAUCAGCACCAUAGGGUUUGGUGACGUCAUUCCCGAGCAUCCCAAGUUCUUCCUGCUAUCCUCCAUCUACAUUUUCAUCGGCCUGUCUCUCGUGUCGAUGUGCGUGAACGUGGCUAUAGAGGUGUUCACGAAGACCAUUGACAAGGCAAAGGAGAAGGUGGACCAGGCGACGACGAAGGCGAAGGAAACCAUCGAGGUUGUGGGUAAAACUCUAGACAGGGCAAAGGACGCUGGGAUAGAAAAGAUGCAAGACGUUGGUGAUAAGCUUGACAAGGCAAAGACCAAGAUGUCCCAGUUUGCCAAAUAUGGCAAGUCAUCAUCUCGCGACACUGACUCCGUCGGAAGCGAACCGGUACAGCCGGGUCCUGUGGGAGCUGGGGAUCUGAAUGGCUUUACAAAGGAAGCUGUAUGAAAGUAAGGUAUAUGACCAAAACUAAAACCCAAAACAUUCCCAUCUUGAUACAAUGAUCCGUCUAAUCUUGAAAGUACUGAUUUCACAAAGAGAGACAACUCUAUUCUAAAUCCAGUCUCCAACGUAUACCCAACUGCUGUGCCCACAGCACGAGUGCUUGAACUGCCAGGAUGUCAAGUACUGUACAGAUACAGGUCAAGCUGAAAAUAGUGUUCCAUAUGACAGACCAGGCACCAGACACAGCACGUAGUUAGUUAGUGGUUUCAGUGUCCUGUUCGUAUGGAGCGCUUCAACCGACAGAAGCUAGUAGUAAUAUCUUUAUUAGCUCAGCUAACAGAGCGCUGAACUCACCUAUGGAGGGUUCAUGACUUGAACUCGCAGGAAGUUGAAUUAUCUAUUACAUGAAGACAAAUAUGUUCUCGUAUGUUUCUGGUAUAAAGAGCAUAUUCGUUAAAGUGUGU
This is a messenger RNA of Gigantopelta aegis, 1846 nucleotides long. Its product is annotated as potassium channel subfamily K member 18-like. The coding region runs from base 12 to 1385 and encodes 457 amino acids. Gene Ontology annotation, molecular function: potassium ion leak channel activity. NCBI's taxonomy places the organism in Eukaryota, Metazoa, Mollusca, Gastropoda, Neomphalida, Peltospiridae. Gene Ontology annotation, biological process: potassium ion transmembrane transport; stabilization of membrane potential. The transcript has 2 exons. Gene Ontology annotation, cellular component: membrane. The record is from RefSeq and is a predicted model, not a curated record.